AUGGAACUUUGGCAAAGUGAUGACCGCGUUAAGAAGUUCGAGAUAAAUUCAAAGAAUCAUUAUGGUGGACAAGAAGUAGUUGCUGGGACACACACAGGUGGCUCUAUCACAGUUGGAGAGCACCGGGAAAAACUUCAAGCAGCUGGUCGUGUGGUGAUACUUUGUUUAGGUUGCUGCUAUGCUCUUUUGGCUGUUGACAUGCUAGUUUUUCCUCUUUAUUUUGGCUCUAUAUGUGAUGCUAUGGAAAGGUAUGAAGAAACUGUACGAGAAAAAGUACAAUGUGAAUCUGAAAUUGACCAAUUAGAGACAUAUUAUGAAGCUACGGGAGGAGCAAAGAAGAAAAGAUUAUUUGGUCUUAGAUCUGAAGCUGCCAGUUACUUUGGGAAAAAACUUUGUACCUGCAAUGCUUCCACAUCAUCAGUACCACCUUCGAUUUCUAUACCGACAACAAAUAUGGAGGAAUUUGUGAAGCAAUUGAUUCCGGACCUUACUACUCAUUUUCUUUCGAUAGUUAUUAAGCGUGUUGGUGGUAUUAGGGUACAAUAA
This is a messenger RNA of Capsicum annuum, 546 nucleotides long. RefSeq lists its product as uncharacterized. Bases 1 to 546 code for a protein of 181 amino acids. Lineage: Eukaryota; Viridiplantae; Streptophyta; Magnoliopsida; Solanales; Solanaceae. The transcript is spliced from 3 exons. The record is from RefSeq and is a predicted model, not a curated record.